AUGUUGGUUCCGAUUUUGAUAAUAGCUCUAUUUUCCUCAAUAGUCACUACUUACACUACUAAACCACCAUGUUGCCGUGAUCAUUUGGGGUCCGCGGCUUGCUCAAAGUUGAUGCAUCAAAAUACAAGACUUUUUGCGAAAAGGUGCAAUUCUGAUGCCGAGUUCAGACUAAUCCAAUGUUGUUCCUCUUGUAAUACUGACGGAAUUGGAAUGGCGUACGACUUGAUUGCUCGUUCUCUUGUCUCCGAGCAUUGUUUUGAUAGAUACGGUCCAAAAUUCUGUGACAGAUAUGUCAACAAGACAGACGUUUUUGAGCCACAUAACACGUGGUCUUGUGACGGCGAAAAUCCUCAAAUUGCUUUCCGUACAUGUCGUAAAUCGUGCGGGUACUGCAAUUUUAGCGUCGUCCAAUACACUUUGGAUAAUGCGCUUCAGGCGUGUCGUGUUCAACCGGUUGCCGAAGAAAAAAGAAGAUGGAGAUUGAAGUUUUAUAGUAGUACAACAACAACAUCAUCACCAUCACCAAUGGAAGUCAUAAACUCGACUUUUCAAUUUUGGAAUCAUAAUUAA
Caenorhabditis remanei is the source of this 570-nucleotide messenger RNA. RefSeq lists its product as uncharacterized. NCBI's taxonomy places the organism in Eukaryota, Metazoa, Nematoda, Chromadorea, Rhabditida, Rhabditidae. The coding region runs from base 1 to 570 and encodes 189 amino acids. The transcript is spliced from 5 exons. The record is from RefSeq and is a predicted model, not a curated record.